AUGGCAGCCCAUAUCGUGGUUCGACUUCAGUCUAUUGUUAGCCGCGAGAUUGAUCCCAGCGACAUCUCAGUCCUGACAGUCGGAAGUAUCCAAGCUGGUGAUACGGAGAACAUCAUUGUUGAUACUGCUGAGAUUGGAGUUGAUAUCCGCAGUGUAAAGCCCGAGACCCGCGAGCAGCUGCUUGCUUCCAUUCGCCGGGUUGUUGACGCCGAGUGUCAAGCCAGCGCUGCUACAGCGCCUCCGGUAUACAAGAUUACGCGUCAUCUACCGCUGACCUCCAACGAUGCUGGCAUGAUGAAUACGCUCAGCGGCACAUUCCGUGCUCAUUUUGGAGACUCUUAUACCUCCGAGAUGGAUACGCAGACGGUGUCUGAGGAUUUUUCUGUUCUCGCCACCUCACAAAAUAGGCCCUACGUCUUCUGGCACAUCGGCGGCGUCGAAGGUACGCUCUAUGAUCAGAAGGAGGCUGAGGGUCGUCUGCUGGAUGAUAUACCGGCGAAUCAUUCGUCCAACUUUGCACCAGUCUUGGAUCCUACCAUGCGAACGGGUAUCGAUGCUCUAGUUAUUGCUGCUCUAACCUUCUUCCAGGAGAAGCGCUGA
Molecule: messenger RNA, 600 nt
Organism: [Torrubiella] hemipterigena
Lineage: Eukaryota; Fungi; Ascomycota; Sordariomycetes; Hypocreales; Clavicipitaceae
Source: the annotation of a GenBank genome assembly